UUCGCUUCCGUUCUAUUUCGUCGUCUGUUCAAAGAUGGCGGCUGUUGACGAUGAUGACUUGUUAGAUGAUGAACAUUUGGAGUCAUUACUCGAAUUCCCACUCGAAGUUCAAGACGCUAUCGAUCAGGUACUGCCAAGUGAUGACCCUCUGGACAAGGCAGACUUUAACCCUAUAGAUUACAUCAACACACUGUUCCCGACAGAGCAGUCUUUAGCAAACAUUGAUGAUGUUGUUGGGAAGAUUAGACACAAGAUCAGGAGGCUAGAUGAUGAUAUACGUACUGUUGUUCGAGGCCAGACCAAUGUUGGAGAAGAUGGUAAACUGGCUCUUGAGGAAGCACAGAAGGCCAUACAGGAACUCUUUGCCAAAAUCAUUGAUAUAAAGGACAAGGCAGAGAAGUCAGAGGAAAUGGUCAAAGAAAUCACAAGAGAUAUAAAACAGCUGGACCAUGCCAAGAAAAACUUGACUGGAUCUAUAACAACACUGAACCAUUUACACAUGCUGGUGGGAGGUGUUGAUUCACUUACGUCUCUGACAAGGAGACGACAGUAUGGGGAGGUGGCUAACCUAUUACAGGGUGUGCUCAAUGUUCUAGACCACUUUCAAAAGUAUAUGGGAAUUCCACAGAUCAAACAACUGGCUGACAGAGUGAAACAGAUCCAAUCAGAACUAGGGACUCAAAUACAGGCAGAUUUUGAGGAGGCAUUCCAGGGGGCUGGGGCUAAGUAUGGUCCUGGUAACCAGCGUCAGUUAAAGGAGGCAUGCUUUGUUGUCAGUGUUUUGGACAGUAAGGUCAAGAAAGAUCUCCUUAAUUGGUUUGUGAAACUACAGCUGUCCGAGUACUUGGUAUUAUUUGGAGAGAACCAAGAUGUAGCUUGGUUAGACAAGAUUGAUCGGCGCUAUACAUGGAUAAAAAGAACUCUUGUAGACUUUGAGGAAAAGUUUGGUCAUUUGUUCCCACCUGACUGGGAGGUCAGCGAAAGGAUAUGUGCUGAAUUUUGUGAAAUUACCAGGAGAGAGCUUGGCAAUAUUAUGGCCAGAAGAAGGGCCGAGAUUGAUGUCAAACUGCUGCUGUUUGCCAUACAGAGGACAACCAACUUUGAGGCACUGAUAGCCAAGAGGUUCACAGGUGUGACAUUACAGGAGGUUAAGGCCAAACCAAUGGUGAGCCCCACCUCCCCACCAUCCAAUCCCUUUCAAGAGUCAAGCAACCCAUUUGAGGGAGCAUCAGAUGGCGAGACUACUCCAAGUGAUGAAAGCAAGGCAGACCCAAAGCCACAAAUCCUGUCUCCCUUCAGUGGUAUCAUUUCAAGAUGUUUUGAAGCACACCUCAGUAUCUACAUAGAAUCUCAGGACAGAAAUUUAGCAGAGUUGAUCAAUCGAUUCCUGGAGGACCUGCGCCAGCAUGGCACACCACGCAUGGAGUCUGAAGAGAGUAGUAACGUAUUACCAAGUUGUGCAGACUUGUUUGUGUUCUACAAGAAAUGCAUGGUCCAGUGCUCACAACUCAGUACGGGUCAACCAAUGCUUGACCUAACUCGGACUUUCCAAAAAUACCUCCGGGAAUAUGCUCAUCGGGUGCUACUCACCAACCUUCCUAAAAUGGCAAGUCAAAACACAGGCAUCAGCUCUGCGUCAGGUUUGAUACAGAGUAUCCUCAAAGAAGGGGAGAUAACCAAGUUUACAGAGGAGGAACAAUGUAGAAUAUGUAGUAUUCUUUGUUCAGCGGAAUACUGCAUGGAGACCUCACAACAGCUGGAGGAAAAGUUACGGGAGAAGGUUGACAAGGAACUAGCUCUACAGAUAGACCUUAACCCGGAACAGGACACCUUCCAUAAUGUAAUCUCCAGCUGUAUACAGCUAUUGGUACAAGACUUGGAGAUCGCAUGUGAGCCUGCUUUGCUGGCAAUGAGCAAGAUGUCGUGGUCCACAAUUGAGGCAGUGGGUGACCAAAGUGGAUAUGUGACAGCCGUCACCUCUCACCUCAAACAGAACCUGCCUAUCAUCAGAGACAACCUGGCAUCCUCUCGUAAAUACUUCACACAAUUUUGUCUUAAAUUUGCCAAUACAUUUAUUCCUAAAUUCAUCAACCAUCUUUUCAAAUGCAAGAAUAUCAGCACAGUGGCAGCAGAACAGUUACUACUGGACACUCAUUCACUAAAGACAGUGUUACUGGAUCUGCCUUCUCUAGGAUCCCAAAUCAUCAGAAAGGCCCCAGCCAGUUUCACAAAGAUAGUGGUAAAAGGCAUGACAAAAGCAGAGAUGAUACUUAAGGUUGUGAUGUCUCUCCAUGAACCGCCUCAGGGUUUUGUUGACAACUACAUAAGGCUUCUCAGUGAUUCUGAUAUCAAUGAAUUCCAGCGAGUUUUGGAAAUGAAGGGAUUAAGAAGAGGUGACCAAAGUAAUUUACUGGAAAUUUAUCGAGCUAGAAUUCCUGUGUCCAUGGCAUUGGGAGGCCAUACAGAAAUGUCUGUGACAUCUACACCAGAACCAGAAUCUAGUCGGAUUAAGAAAUUAGAGAAACUAAUCAAGAAACGACUAUAGCACGAGAGAAAUGUUUACGUCUAAUCUUAAUAAAGUGGCACGAUUGUCAAAUUCUGAAAAGUGCUAUGUAUCAAAGUGUCUUCAGUCCAAAAUAACUCUUCUAAUACUGCCCAUACAUUGGCCAGGAGGUAUUACAGUGAGGUAUAGUCCACAGACUGAAGCUCUUGGAUAAUCUCUGGUGAUAUAUAAGUUAAACUAUGAUGAACUUUAUGAAAUAUUGAUAAGAAAGUGCAAUAGGUUUUAUAUAUAUGGUAUGAAAUUGGUGAUAGUGUUUAACAAUAUAUCUAAAUGUAGUAGGGAUAAUCAAGUGUUUUAAUUACCUGAGUAAAAUUGUAAGUUGUUUCAGUAUAUAUUGUCCCUGCUUUCUUACUGUUAACAGAAAUGUUCUGCAGAUUGUGUAAGAUCAUGAACCCCACAAAAUCUUAACUAAGCUGUAUAUUGUGAAUGUUAAUGUACACAUCAGGUCUUCUGUGAUAAAAGGGAUAUUACACCCCAAUAUUUGUGAUAUGUAUGUUUUGUAUAAUGGUAAAUAAUGAAAGUUUAAUUAACCUAAAACCUAUAAGUUUCUUUCUACUUUCUACAAAUUAUGUACAAAGUCUACAAGUGUGGAUAGUUUCCCAGAGGACCUGGGAAUGAACUAUAAAUGAGGGACCAGGCAUAUAUUUAUAUAUUGUGGAGAGGUUGAGGGGGGCAGGGAUAUAUUUUUUGUGACCAACCUAUACUACCAUCAUCUCUAAUUUUCCCCUCAAAUAUUACCUAGUACAAGAUCCUCACUGCCCCAUGAAUAGUCCUAAUUCAUGAUUACAUGUAAAUAGUGGUAAGCGUAAUGUUUUGAGUAAAGGUAAGAUAGGAGUGCACAAUUCCUUAUAUAGUUUGGUAUUAACUACAGGCACUUGUGGGAAACAAUGUACAAGCCAACACCUUUACAGUAUUUUCACUAUAAAUGAAAAUUAUUCAUCAACCCCAGACACUGCAAAUAUAAAAUCUACUGGUCCCAGCCAUUAAUUCACUCUCAGAUUUGUACACUCCUGUUUAGGUUAUAUGUUCGAGAUUGAAUGGACAGGAGUUUAUGUUUCCUCAAAUAGAAUGUACUGUAAAACAGGCGAUUUUCAACUAAUAUUUGGGUGAAAAUCAGACUUUGAUCAAUUGGGGAUUAAAGUGGACUGAAAUACUACCGUAUAUGACCUAAUUAGGGCGCCUGCCCUAAUAAGGGCGCCCCUACCUUUUUUCCAAGGAAAAAAUAUUUGUCUUAGUGCCAAAAUGGUGUUCAAAAGUAAUAAUUCAUGUGAAAUGUUUUGCUACUUUAUGUGUUCAAUUUUCUUCAGCAAAUUAAGUCACUGGAACACAAGUUUUCGCCACAAUGUCAAUAACCUGCGCCCUGCGCCCUUAUUAGGUCAUAUACGGUAUAUAACAUUAUUUUGUCAGUAUUUACCCUCCUUUAAUAGUGUUUGACUGUUGGUACAUGGGGACAUUCAUAUAAGGGAUAAUAAUGUUGGAAAUGAAAUGCUUUAUAUUUGGGAUUGAACUUUGUUCUAGCAGUACUGUUAAUAAGUUUACAUGAGAGCUGAAGUCCACACUGUAUGAAUUUGUAUUAAAAUUUUGGGGUAUAAACAUGUUAGCUGAUAAAAACACUGCAGCAAUACAUACACACUCAAAUCUUAGAAUGUCAAAAAAAAUUGAUAUUUCAUCAAAUUAAUUAGUUGGAGUGUGCAAAAUAAUGUACAAUGUUUUAGAAAAUGAUGUACUAAAAUUGCAAUGAGAACAAUGAUUAUCGUGAUUUGUUUAUCGCAAUGCUUUAAGUACUAAUUAUUACCAGUUAAGUGUACUCUAUUACCGUUUGCUGUUAAUGUAUCAAUGUGUACGAUUUAAAUACUUCGAAGAGAUUUAAAACUGAAUGUGUGAAAUGAAUUUGAAUUUCUAUUUACAUGUACACAGAGAAUAUAAUUGUGAAUAAUAAUGAAAUCAAAAUAGUUAUUGUGAACAUAUACUUUUUUCCAAACAAUGUCCCUGUGCUUGUUUUAUAGCAUGACGGCUCAAAGUCAUGUCACUAAUUUAGAACACCAAGAAAAUCUUAACUCUAUAUUUAUUUCCCUGUAAAAAAAUGAGAUUGUAUUCAGAUGUAAAAUAUUCAAUAUGGGUAUACCAUUUGACAGAUUUUGUUCUUCAGUUAUUUGUGAAGAAAUUUGAUAAGGUCCUGCAUUAUUAGUGCAGAAAACCUAAAUGGAUUAUAAUGCAACUGUACAAAUAAAGUGAAUGAGAUGAUAUUUAA
Molecule: messenger RNA, 4814 nt
Organism: Pecten maximus
Lineage: Eukaryota; Metazoa; Mollusca; Bivalvia; Pectinida; Pectinidae
Product: vacuolar protein sorting-associated protein 53 homolog
Exons: 19
Coding region: 35-2545 (836 amino acids)
Biological process (GO): retrograde transport, endosome to Golgi
Cellular component (GO): GARP complex
Source: RefSeq, a predicted model, not a curated record